This is a messenger RNA of Atta colombica, 2397 nucleotides long. RefSeq lists its product as uncharacterized. Lineage: Eukaryota; Metazoa; Arthropoda; Insecta; Hymenoptera; Formicidae. The coding region runs from base 286 to 927 and encodes 213 amino acids. The transcript has 3 exons. The record is from RefSeq and is a predicted model, not a curated record.
UCUCGGAGCAACACGGAUGAUUGAAAUUCUCUCGAUCUUCGUGGAUGAUAACGAGUGAUUGGUAGUAACACAUACGACACGUUAUUACAUCAUCAAUAACUCGAUCUACGAGACAUAAUCGGUGAGCCUAUUAACAAGGCGAUCGAGAGAUUACUACCACUUUAAAAAAGAGAAAGAUAAAAAUAAUUAAUCUUAGCGACGCUAAUUAGUCGCAUUCCAAUUCUAUUAAAUCAAGAGAGACACGCGAUUGAAAUCAUCGACGGGCGGAAAGACGAGAACAAGAUAAUGCAGAAGAUAGCGGUGAUGGCCGCGGUGCAAAAGGCCCACGGCUAUCAUAACGGCAGCAACGCUUACGGGGAUGCGAGUAACGCCUCACCGGAGUAUAACGGCUCCUCGUCAACCAGCAAAAGCGGUCGUUUCGACGCAGAUCUGCACGGCAAUGUUAACAUCCUUCUUGGUGGCGCCAUGAUCAGCGGUGUGAUCAUGAUGGUGGUGCUCAUAUGCUAUUGCUGUCACAAAAACGUCCGGAAGCAUCGACCGCAGGAAUACUCGCAGUACUGGAGAGCCGAACCGGACAUUCAUAGUCUGGAAGUCUUCACCAUGGAUACACACUGCAUCGAGAGAUCGAUAACAUCUCAAACUCAUCAGGAAGAGGGAAUGACUGUGUCUCUGCCGCCGUGUUCUGUGUCCUCAGGUCCGCCACCGGCCUACGAGAGCCUCAUCUUCGACCCUCGGACACUGCCCUCGCCGACCGACAAGAAGGACGAGUCUGACGAUCCGGGCAAUAUUAUCUCAUCCCCGAUAAGCAGCUUGCCUACCGAGUCGGAGGCUAACAGGAUCAACAAACGGGAAGAUAUCCCGAGGGAUGAUCAGGGUUUACCUUCCUACGAAGCCGCCCUAAAAUUAGAAGCUGACGGCUACGUUUAAGAAACGAAUAAAGGUUCACCGAAACUAUUUCGAUCGCGAAUUUUCAAUCGUGAAAUUUCCAGAGCUCUUAGAUAAAACGCCAAAUCAUGGGUAUCAAGGAAAAAUUCCAUAAUCGACAAAGACUCAGUCGACUGUAGGCUGUCGCCAGCUGAAAUUAAGUCUCGCGAAAGCAUCUGUGAGAGAAUGGAACUGUGCAAGGAACUGAGAUUGAUUUUUAAUUGAGGAAAUGGAAGAAGAAAAAAGAAAUAGAUGAUUGAGUAAAUUUGUAGAUUUGUGAAUCGAAGACAAGUUGCGAAAGAAAUUUCAAGCGUAAUUUUUAGAAAGGAACUAUUUUCAUCUGUGCGUGAAUUAAGACGCACGAAAGUACAGAAUAAUUUUAAUCAAAGAGAUGUAAAAAGAGGAGAAAAAAGUUUAGUAAAGUUUUUAAAUAAGAUUUUUUUAGAAUUAAUGAAAAAAAAGACAUUGGGCGUUAUAUCAAAAAUAUUCUAAAAAUUUUAGAACAUUAUUCUCCUCUUGCCUUAUUGAAUGAUUCUAAUUCUUAACGAUAGAAUGGUAUAGAACGAAAAACUACAAAAGAUAAAGUGCCUGAACGUACAUCCUUUUUCGAAACAUGUGUAAACGGAGGACAAGAUGAAAGAAAAGCGAUGAAGUAAUUUUUCGAAAGUACGUACUGUUUUUCUUUCUGUCUUGUCUAAGUAAAACAACACAUAAAAUCUUUGAGAACGACUUUUCAUCUACAAGAUGUAAUAAGAAAAUUUUCAGAAGAUAUAACCUCGACUUUUCUAUUUUUCGAUAAUCUCUAUGAUUAAAUGUGUCGAUAAUAUUUUAAAUAUAGGAGAAAACGCGUCGUAGAAAUGUACAGAUAUACAAAAAUCGAUUUAUAGAAUGCGAAAUAUAUAUAGAAUGCGCCGAAAUGUAGCACAAGUUAAUGUCAGUAUACAUGAAAACGGUACGUUUGUAAGUCGUGGCCUCAGGCAAUGAACAGAAAGACCUAAUUUCGCAGAUAAUUACAUUUUAUAGAUGUUAAGAAGGAGAAUACUUAACGGCAUAUUUUUCCCGGUCGGUCAUUAGUUUAAGAGAGCAAGAACGGACAUAGAAACGCAGCACCGUUAGAUUACAAUUUCCGUUUGAAUAAACAAUGCUCAUCGCUAUAAACGUAAAUGAUACUUCGUGUAAUGCGCGCACGACAUCGCGGAAUUUAUGCGGUGUUUCGCUAGGAAAACGCUUCGAAACAUACCAUUUUACGUAGAACUUUCCUCUGUAUAAUAGAUGAAUAUGUAAAUAAAUAGCUGUGCAUUCAAUAUGCAUUUUUAGGCGUACACCGGCAACAGCUGCAAUGAUGAUUUAUUAUUACGUCGACCGUAUGAAUAUUAAGUAGUAAGUAUUAUCGAUGAAACUGUGCCUGACACGAACGAGUUACAUUCGUAAGAUUUUGCGCUUUAUACAAACACGCGCAUAACAAUUUUUUUA